AGGUCCUCCUUUGCCGAUGUACGAAACAAGUGAUCAAAUGCUAGAAGGAUCAGUCCUCCCACGACUGCUCGGUAUUAGGGAAGCCUACUACAUUGGCGGGAAUUUGUCCCGACUAGGUCUUCUUGCUGAAGCUGAACUGUUUUUUUUUCAACAGAUCCCUCUGUGCGCGAACGUAAUUCACUUUUUUUUUCCUCUAAGUGGAAGUGCGAGUAAGUGAUUUUUGGAUCUAUGUGCAGGCUACAGGUACAACAGUCUAUGUCCGCAGCCUCGUCCACGUCCUUGUAAGUCGUACUCGUCAUAGAACCAGAACUGUGAGCAAGAAAGUAUUCAAAUCGGUGAUCAAUGCUUUUUCGAAAGGAAAAUCAUAAGAUAGAUUGAUACAUGAUUCCGCAACCUCAACUACUUCGGUAAUUCGGCAGAACCAUGCGUGGCGAAGUCUUUCUCGUUCGGAAGUCCGCGGCUUUGCUGCACCGCGCGGCCCGCGUGCGAACAGCCCAGCGAAUUUUUGAUGGGGAAAAUGCGGUUGCGGCCGUUGGAAGGAUAAGAAGGAGAGACAGUAAUUACGCCCUCACGCCGGGUGACUCGCAAGCCAAGUCCCCCUUUAUUCCAGUUUCUUGCCAUCGAAAAAAUUUCGCGACCACUUCUGGGCGUCAGUUCCGCGUCGCGGGAACGUCGAUGGGCGUCGGUGUCCGUGCUGCCACCUGUAGCGCAGCUGUUGUUGUGCCACGGUCGUUAUGCAAUGUAAAGCUGGUGCAUAUCUGGGUCUGAUAUCCUUACAGCAUGCGCUGUUCUCUUGAGAUGACACACAUACCUGCGAAAGAGACGUGCUUGGAUAUUUUGGCAUGGUGCCCUCGGUAGAGCGAACCGCAUUGUGCUGGAUCAUUUACAGCACAUGUUUGCAUUCGCUUUCAGGAGUAGACUCGGACAUGUAUGCAUUUGCGCUUUGGAUAACCCUUCUCUUCAUCGUCCUCAUCCUCUUCUUCCUCUGCUUCCAUAGCGAGUAACAUUCGUGCCCGGGUGACGGACUUUUUUUCCGGCAGUACGUCUACGAAUCUGGGGACGACGUCCUCAAGGGCGGCUGAAAUUAACAACAGAGGGAACAACGACGAAACUGCGCCUGAAAGUAGCACAAGAUCUUCUCGCCUUUGCCCCAAAACGGGUCUGCCGCUUAGUGAGGUCGCCGGUGGUCGCAGUCUUUUCGCUUCCACUUCGGGUCAACACGGAGGGCAACAGCACAGUGCGGACAGGCACGGGACGAUCGCAAGCCACUCGGGUCUUCGUUCUCAUGCGCACAGCAACAGCAAGGCCAAGACCUUCACGACUCCGUAUCAUCUUCACACCAGAAACUACAACAAUUUUCUCGAUAUUCCCGAGCUGCAGCGGCCGGCAGAUUUCCCGAAGCUCGCGCAGGCAGUGGUGGAUUUCGCGGAUGAAGAAAUGAAGGAAUUGAAACGCGUGAACCAGGCCUGGUUUGAACGUGCUUCAUCGUCGGAAUUUUUACAAGAGCAAAACUUAGCGACAGAAGAGGAUAGAAUUCAAGCGCGGGGGCAGGGCCAAGAGCAAGAUCAGAGGAAUUCUCCUCCGCUCUCUUCAUCUUCUGCCAGCCAGCCUCUCCCUCCGAUGAUGAGUACCAAAACGCUUCUGCGCACUCUGGACAACGUGUCAGCGAGUUUGUGCAACAUCGCGGACGCGUAUGAGAGUGCACAGCCCCCCUUGAUCCUCAUUUGUCAUGCAAAAUACCAAACACCACGAGAAUCGGUAGUCAGUUUGUCAUGCAGAGGCAAGCUGCAUCUUGAGUUGAUCUUUGCCCAGCCAGAGCUUGUGUUGCUGUGGAUGCCAACAUCCAAAUGAGGUGGAGGGGGAGCGGAACUUAUGCACUCUCAUAGGGCGGCGGAGCUGACGCGGAAUGUAACGCCGCCGGACAGCAAGUGGCACGACGCAGCGAACGACGCGGUGAACCUGAUCGCGCAGUACAUGUCCGUUGUGAAUUUGGAUGAGGAGGUGUUCGAAAUCUUGAAAAAGCACCACGAGUUACGUUUGUUGAAAAGGAACGACAUCAUCAAGUGUGAUUCUGGUGCUGGUCAUCUUGAUCUUUCAGAGCGACCGACAUCUUCCACUCCGCCGUGUCCUUCCGACGAGGCGCUGUCACUGGAGGAAGCCACGGUUUUUCGGCACAUGGUCGAAUCUAUGGGCAACGAGGGCGUGGGCAUGCCGCCGGAGAAAAAGGAGGAGUGUCUCGCGCUGCAGCAAACGGAGCAGGAGCUUUCCUUCUGUUUGGCCGGCGGAAUCUCAAAUCAAAACCAGCAGAGCGGUAACAGCAGUGCCGCAACGCAGGAUGGCCAGCGGUUAGGAAAAGGGAAUAAUUUACAUAAGAAUGCGUCCGUAAAAUGAAAAUCAAGAUGGUUUGCGUCCGUAAAAUCAAAAUGUUUUUCGGAGCAAUUAGAAGUAAGUCCAAGUUGUGCGUUUUUCCUUUUUGGAUGAUUUGAUGUGCGGGACAGAUACUUAUGUAGUUUCUUCCUUUUUCAUUUUCAUACUCGAACUCGUCGGACUUCUGGAUAUCGUACGCGGAGCUCGAGAAGCGACUGGAGCAAGCAGCAGCAGCCGCCAGCCCAUCAUCGUCUGCAGAGCAACUACGUCCAACCACGAGCGCGACUCCAGGACGUGAUUCCAGAAACCACUUCCGGGCCUUGCUACCCUACCUAGAGCAGCGGGAUUCAUCAACUUCAGGCUCAGGGAAGAGGUACGGCUUCUUUUCCCGAGGAAGAAAUACUACUGAAGAAAAUAGUGCAAAAAAUUCAGAUGCCGGUGGUGGCCGAGAAAUCAACCUGGGCGGCGAGCGCAUGCGGGAGAAUCCUGCCCUCGCGGAUGUGGUGCUAAAAACGUGUCCGAUCGAACAGGCCCGGGAGAAGAUUUUUCAGGUCGUGCACAUAGAAGAGAACCCGGAGCUCGAACGCGCGUUAGUCGAACUGCUGCUGACGCGAACCCGGCUGGCACAACUACGGGACUACGAAAACUGGAACGUGUACGCGCAGAGGGAUGGGAUUCUCAACUUCGCUAGUAAUUCUACGACUUCCAGAGAACAAGGGGAAAAUAAUUCUUCAUCUGCUCGUGCCGACUUGUCCAUUUCAUCCAGCAAGAAUGAAUCUGCAGAGGGUGGUCUUACACGCCAAGAACAUGACCACGGUCCGCAAACUUCCGCCGCCGCAACCGCGAACGCAAACGUGACCCGGUUUUUGGAGAAGGCCUGGGCUGCCCUUUUGCCGGGAUUGAAGAAAGAGCUUCGGCAGUUGGCGGAGAUGAAAUACGCCGAGAAAAUGGCAAUGCAGGGAAGGUCACAGAACAUCAAAGAUUCAGAUUCAGAUUUCGUUUCUUUAAACCCCUGGGACAUUGCGUACUUCGUGGAAAAGAGCAAAACGUCCGUGGAUAACAAGAAAAAAAAGGCGGCUUACAACAUCACAUCGACCACGACCUACGACUCUUUGAUCUCCGGCGUGAACUUGAUUUUGCAGAAAUUUCUGCACGUCAACUUCACCGAGGUCACACCGCACAAAAACGAGACGUGGCACGCCAGUGUGCGAAAAUUCGAACUGCGACGCGAGGGGACGACAGUUGCAAGGGAGGCGACUAAAAGCGAAACAGACGAGGAGGGGUCGUCGUCCCUUAUCGGCAUUCUGUACAUCGACGCAUUACCGAGGCCCGAGAAACGCGUCCAAUCCGCACAGUUUACCUUGCAAGGGUCCAGAGAAGUAGCUUUGACUUUGUCCGAAGAGGACGCCAGCACAACUUCCCCGCAUGUCGUGCAGCAUCAAGAAGAGCAGACUGCCGCGGCGAAUACUACUUCUAAAACCGCGUAUGUGAUUCCGAAAACCGCCCUCGUGUGCAGCAUCCCGGAGAAAAACAUCAGCAGACUCGCCGCGAUCACGUUUUUCCACGAGGUGGGCCACUGCGUGCACUCGCUGCUGAGUAAGACGCAGCUGCAAUCGCUGUCGGGAACGCGCGGCGCGGUGGACUUUGUCGAGUUCCCGAGCCACCUAUUUGAGUACUUUGUGCUGGACGAAGCGGUCAUGCGAAAGUGGAGCGGACAGGGAGAAGGUGCUGGAGGUGGACCACAGCCUGGUCAAACUACUAUCCCGCGUGACGCACAGGACAUUCACAUUUCCGAGAUCAGUACAGAGACCGCUUUUCCCUUCCUCGAAGCGUGUCAGCAGCUGCUUUUUGCGUUGGUAGACCAGAAAUUUUACGACUGCGGCACCGAGAUUUCGAGCGUGGAAGACAUGCGGGAAAAACUUUCCGCUGGACUUUUGGAUUCCCUCCCGGAUCUGGGAAAGCACGUGGCGCUGCGAAGAAUUAUCGGAGGUGCAGGUGCGGGAAGGACGAGUAAUGGAAGUGAACAAGCAGACGAGAAUUCCUGUAGAGCUCCGAAAUUCGAGUUAGUCUUGACCGACGAGGCAUUGGAGAACGACAACACACUGCAAGCACCGCGAACCCUGCGAAACCUUCUGACGCCCAUGCCGUUGUCCAAAUUUGAGCACUUGGUACACUACGGCGGCAGCUACUACUGCUAUCUGUUGAACAAGGUGCUUGCCUGUCACGUUUGGCGCAACAGUGGGUUCGCACGCUUGGAAAACGGCGAGCGGUUGAAGAAAUUCAUGGAAACCGGGUCGGUGCAUGGGAAGAUGGACAGCAUUUUGCGACUUUUGGACGGAAACGAAGCUUCUACGCUGAAUCGAGCAGGAGAAGACGGUAGAAGAGAAAAUGACACGGCAACAAGGACGGUCGAUUUUGAUGCGUUCCUGGACACAUAUGUGAAGGAGCUCAAUGCGCAGUCAACAUCUUCUUGCAGCUGAUCGUCAGUCCUUGAUAAAAUCUUGUCGCCCGUCGAAGCACCGAAAAGAAUGAAAAACGAACAACAGCACGGCGGCGAUUCACAUCGCCUGGCGAUCUUAACUCCCCCAGCUGCAGAACGGUGAAUGUUCUGUCGUGUUUUGUACUUCUGCACUGCCAACCUUCAUCUUCACAUAAAUACAUCGACAGCACAGCGAGAUCAUGCCGCUCCUCCAUUGCAUUUGUAGCGAC
Molecule: messenger RNA, 5076 nt
Organism: Amoebophrya sp. A120
Lineage: Eukaryota; Dinophyceae; Syndiniales; Amoebophryaceae
Source: the annotation of a GenBank genome assembly